UGCAUAUUUCAUUCCAUAUAUUUCCAACUUCACAAUCUCUUACGUAGUAUAACAAAACAGUAACUUCAUCAUCUUCAUCAUGAAUCACUUCAACAAUCAGCAAGAGGCCCCAGUAUCAUAUCCACCUCAGGUUCAGGCCUAUUCUUCAGCUCCAUAUGUUAGUGCCCCACCACCUAUGGGAUAUCCUUCCAAGGAUGAACCUGCAGCUGUGGGGUACCCUCAACAAAGGAUUCCAGAGGAAACUACGAGCAGAGGAGAUGGAUUUUGGAAAGGAUGUUGUGCUGCUUUAUGUUGCUGCUGGAUCCUGGAUUGUUGCUUCUGAUUCAAUCAUCGCACCAAAUUUUUUGUCAUUGUUAGUUUCGUGUAUUGUAUUCUUUGUAGUUUGUGUAGAAUAAGGAUCUUUGUCCUCUAUCGGACAGCAUGUAUUUUUUUAUCCAUUUGGUGAAUGUCGUUCUUUUAUGUUGUACACUGAAUUCUUUUUUUAUUAA
This is a messenger RNA of Vigna unguiculata (cowpea), 488 nucleotides long. RefSeq names its product protein CYSTEINE-RICH TRANSMEMBRANE MODULE 9-like. The record is from RefSeq and is a predicted model, not a curated record. Lineage: Eukaryota; Viridiplantae; Streptophyta; Magnoliopsida; Fabales; Fabaceae. Gene Ontology annotation, cellular component: plasma membrane.